AAUCGUUUUCAUAUUAUCUGAUAGGAAAUGGAACCAUCGAAUUUAACGAAUUUUUAAGUAUGAUGUCUAAGAAAAUGCACGAAACCGACAGCGAACAAGAAUUGAGGGAGGCCUUCCGUGUCUUUGACAAAGAUGGUGAUGGUUACAUCAGUGCUACCGAAUUGCGCCACGUAAUGACUAAUUUAGGAGAGAAGUUGACCGACGAAGAGGUAGAAGAUAUGAUCAAAGAAGCCGAUUUGGACGGUGAUGGAGUCGUGAACUAUGAUGAAUUUGUCCUGAUCCUGACUCACAAAUGAGGAAAAUGAGAGCAACGUGAAGAGUGCCUGCGAUAUUUUGUAUAUUUUGGAAGUACCCGCACAUCCAGCUUCUCUCCUCAAGGCCUCCGCCUUCCUCUCACGGAAGACUUCGUUGUCAGCGACGUUUACGGUUUGUUACUCACCAGAUGUGUUUAAAUGAUCUCCAAAGUGUGAUUAAUGUUGUUGACGUUUUUUUCACACCGACUUAUACAUAACAUAGAAUAUAUUUCUGUUAAUAAAAUCUUUAUUGAAAUGA
Centruroides sculpturatus (bark scorpion) is the source of this 552-nucleotide messenger RNA. Its product is annotated as calmodulin-like. Bases 60 to 296 code for a protein of 78 amino acids. The transcript has 2 exons. Lineage: Eukaryota; Metazoa; Arthropoda; Arachnida; Scorpiones; Buthidae. The record is from RefSeq and is a predicted model, not a curated record. Gene Ontology annotation, molecular function: calcium ion binding; enzyme regulator activity.